Molecule: messenger RNA, 2526 nt
Organism: Eufriesea mexicana
Lineage: Eukaryota; Metazoa; Arthropoda; Insecta; Hymenoptera; Apidae
Gene: Orc1
Product: origin recognition complex subunit 1
Exons: 5
Coding region: 1-2526 (841 amino acids)
Biological process (GO): DNA replication initiation; mitotic DNA replication checkpoint signaling
Cellular component (GO): nuclear origin of replication recognition complex
Molecular function (GO): ATP binding; DNA replication origin binding; ATP hydrolysis activity
Source: RefSeq, a predicted model, not a curated record
AUGACCUCAAGAUUAAAUAAAUGUUCAGAGAAUGAGAUAAAAACAAUACUUGAUACAGAAUCAAAUUCUAGUAGAGAAGGAGAAUCAUGUGACAAUAUUAAUGAAAUUACAUUGAGAAAAAAGAAAAGUUCCAAAGUACAAAAUAUAGUAGAACAUAUUGUAGAUGCAUCUUCAGAUACAGAAAAUGUGUUUCAAAGUUAUAAGAAUACAUUACAAAAAAUCAAUAAUUUACAUAAAGAAAAAAGUUCUCUUAGAAUUAAACUUAGAAGAUCCACAGAACAAAGCUUAUACAAAAUUGAUACAGACUCUGAAUAUGAGAAAGCUAUUCAUAAAUCCCACAAACGAUUUUACAGACAAAAGAAGAAAAGUUAUUCAGAAAUGGAAAGUGAAGGAUCUUGUUCUGAUAGCAAAGAUAAUUUUACAACGGGUAAAUUAAAUAAUAGUAAGAAAUUGGUAGAGAAACAAAUUGAAAAUGGAUUAGAAACAGAGAGAUUAGAAAGAGGGAGUAGAAACAGAAAGCCACCUUUAAGACUUUCUUUUUAUCAUUGUGAUACUUUAAAUUUUUCAGAAAGUACUCCAAUAAAUUCUCCAUCUUUAAGAAGUAGAAAAAAUAUUAAUUAUAAUGAGGAUAAAUUACUUGUCAAUUCUAUUAUAUAUAAUCUCAAAAAUAAAAAGCAAUCAGAGAAGCAACCGCACAAUAAGGCUUCCAAUAAUUCAGAUAGUAAACAUGAUUUAGGAGUUAAUCCUAGACAUUUGAAUAUAAACAAUAAUAAACGAAAUCGUAUUCCUUCUACAAGAGAUGGAGAAAAUGGUAGCUAUACAGAUAUAAUAUUCAAAGUAAAGUCAUUAAAAAAAUCUAAUAAAUCUAAGAGUAGACAUAAGUUGGAUCAUAGCUCAAAAAUACAAGAGAUAACUCAGAAACAAGAUUCAUUAAUAUCAGCACCUAUAAAUAAUACACCUGUAAAAUUGAAUAAACAAAAGAGAACAAAUUGUGGGAAUACACAAAAGAAUAUUCGAUAUGUUAAUGACAAUAACAGGAAUAGCGAGGAUGACUGUUUGGUUGAUAUUUAUAAACGGAUUAAAAUUUCAUCACCAAUUAAAAACUUUACUCCUACCAGAUUGAAUAAGCAAAAGAAGGUAAUUUCUGAAAAUACAGAGACAGGUGUUCAAUUUGACAAUAAGAGAAGCAGUAGUACAGGGGAUGAAUAUUUAUCCGAUACAUACAAAAGUGUUAAAGUUUCAUCUACAAGGAAAAUACCACAAAUAAAACAUAGUGUAGAGAAAAGCAUAGAGUCACAUUUAGAAGAAACUCAUUUGAGUACUCCGAAGUCUCAUAAAAUAAAAGUAAAACAUAGUAAUUUAACACCAUCAUUAGUAAAACGAAAUAAUGUUCCUUUGAAACCAACUACUCCAUUACAGGAGGCUAAAUCUAGGUUACAUGUUAGUGCUGUUCCAAAAUCACUGCCUUGUAGAGAAGAGGAAUUUAAUAAUAUCUUUACAUUUCUUAGAGGGAAGUUGGAAGACAAAAAUGGAGGAUGUAUAUACAUAAGUGGAGUACCAGGGACAGGUAAAACUGCAACUGUAAAUGAAGUUAUUAGGUGCUUACAAAAGUUGAUAAUUAAAGGACAAUUAGAUGAUUUUAAUUAUGUUGCAAUUAAUGGUAUGAAACUAACUGAGCCAAGACAAGCUUAUGUACAAAUUCUAAAACAGUUGGAUGGUAAAACAGCAACUUGGGAGCAAUCGUAUCAUAUUCUUGAAAAAAGAUUUCACAGUACUACUUCUAAAAUGACAUUGCUUCUUAUAGAUGAACUUGAUUUCUUGUGUACAAAACGUCAAGAUGUUGUUUACAAUUUAUUAGAUUGGCCAACAAAGUCAACAGCACAGUUAGUUGUUAUUACUAUAGCUAAUACUAUGGAUCUACCUGAAAGAGUUUUAAUGGGUCGUGUUACAUCACGAUUAGGUUUAACACGAUUAACUUUUCAGCCUUAUAAUUACAAACAACUUCAAGAAAUAGUAAUGUCUAGACUUAAGGAUUUUUAUGGUUUUAGAAAUGAAGCUAUACAGCUUGUUGCACGAAAAGUUUCUGCUGUAUCUGGAGAUGCUAGACGAGCUUUGGACAUAUGCCGUCGUGCUGUGGAAAUUGCGGAAUCGCAAAGUGCUGAAACAAUAUCCCUUCAGGAUGUAACAGAAGCUGUAUCUGAAAUGAUCGCAUCUGCAAAAGUGCAGGCCAUAAAACACUGUUCAAAGAUGGAGCAAAUAUUUUUACAAGCGAUGUCUGCAGAAGUCACGCGAACUUCGAUUGAGGAAGUAUAUUUUAAAGAUGCGUACAAACAACUUGAAUCGCUAUGCUCUUUCGAUGGCAUUGAAGUACCUUCGGUAACAGAAAUACUUGCUAUUUGUGGAAGAUUAGGUGCUAAUAGAUUAUUAAUAUGUGAACACUCGAAAAAUGAUAUAUAUCAAAAGAUUUUAUUAAAUGUUUCUACAGAUGAUAUUCAUUAUGCAAUUAAGGAAUUAAAUUUAAAUUAA